AUGUUCCCGACUGAAGAAAACAUCUUUGUGAUCAUAAUAACUGGAGAAUUCAUAAUAGGGAUGCUGGGGAAUGGAUACAUUGGUUUAGUUAACUGGCUUGACUGGAUUAAGAAGAAAAAGAUCUCCUCGACUGACCUCAUCCUCACUAAUUUAGCUAUUUCCAGAAUUUGUUUGAUCACUGUAAUGGUUCUAUAUGGGAUAAUAAUAGUACUUUACUCAGAUGUUUAUGCAACUAGUAAACUAAUUGUAAUCAUUUUUACCUUCUGGACAUUCUUCAACUACUUAAGCAUAUGGUUUUCCACUUGUCUCAAUGUCUUCUAUUUUCUCAAGAUAGCCAGUCUCUCCCACCCUCUUUUUCUCUGGCUGAAGUGGAGGAUUGACCGGGUGGUUCGCUGGAUCCUGCUGGGAUGCUUUGCCAUCUCCUUACUGGUCAGCCUUAUGACAGCAUUGGAAUUGAGUCAUGACUAUAAGUUUUAUAAAAGUGCACAGCAUAAAAGAAACGUCACUGAAAUGUCCCACGUGAGUAGAACUCCAUACUUCAACCCAGUGAUUCUCUCUGACCAGCUUACAGUUGUCCCAUUUGUCGUGUCACUGAUUUCAUUUUUGCUUUUAGUAAGGUCCCUGUGGAGACAUACUGAGCAAAUGAAACUCCAUGCUACCGGCUGUAGAGACCCCAGCAAAGAGGCCCAUGUCAGAGCCAUAAAAAUUGUGACUUCAUUUCUCUUCUUCUUUUUGUACUAUGUGCUUUCUCUUGUGGUGAACUUUAGCUAUCUUAUGACAGAACAAAAGUUAGUUGUGAUGUUUAGUGAGAUUGUAUUAAUUCUCUACCCCUUGGGUCACUCACUGAUUUUAAUCAUUAUAAAUAACAAACUGAGGCAGGCAUCUGUCCGAAUGCUGAUGUGUACAAAAAUAGCCUGCACGAUAUAA
This is a messenger RNA of Microcebus murinus (gray mouse lemur), 927 nucleotides long. It is a transcript of the gene TAS2R8, whose product is annotated as taste 2 receptor member 8. Gene Ontology annotation, molecular function: G protein-coupled receptor activity; bitter taste receptor activity. The record is from RefSeq and is a predicted model, not a curated record. Gene Ontology annotation, biological process: sensory perception of taste; detection of chemical stimulus involved in sensory perception of bitter taste; G protein-coupled receptor signaling pathway. NCBI's taxonomy places the organism in Eukaryota, Metazoa, Chordata, Mammalia, Primates, Cheirogaleidae. Gene Ontology annotation, cellular component: membrane.